Aphis gossypii (cotton aphid) is the source of this 653-nucleotide messenger RNA. Its product is annotated as histidine-rich glycoprotein-like. The record is from RefSeq and is a predicted model, not a curated record. Bases 45 to 653 code for a protein of 202 amino acids. The transcript is spliced from 3 exons. Lineage: Eukaryota; Metazoa; Arthropoda; Insecta; Hemiptera; Aphididae.
UUUAGAUAUAUUAUUCAACAGUUCUUCAAACAAAUACAUACAAAAUGAAGACUUUAAGAAUUGUAUUUGCUUUGGCAUUGGCCUGUUUGGCUAAGGUUGAAGCAACUCCUUGUGGCACAUGUGGAGGAUUUCCAUAUCUUCCAGAUCCUUAUCUAGACCUUGGUUUGGCACUGCCACCACCACCAUGUCCACUACCACUUCCACUUCCUCUUCCACUUCCUCUCCACUUCCUCUUCCACUUCCUCUUCCACUCCCUUGCUUACCACCACCACCACCACCACCAUGCCCACUUCCACUUCCUCUUCCUCUUCCACUCCCUUGCUUACCACCACCACCACCACCAUGCUUCCUUCCACCACCACCACCAUGCCCACUUCCACUUCCUCUUCCACUUCCACUUCCACUCCCACUCCCUUGUUUACCACCACCACCACCACCAUGCUUCCUUCCACCACCACCACCAUGCCCACUUCCACUUCCUCUUCCACUCCCACUUCCACUCCCACUUCCUUGCUUACCACCACCACCACCACCAUGCUUCCUUCCUCCACCACCACCAUGCCCACUUCCACUUCCACUUCCUCUUCCACUCCCACUUCCAUGUCCACCACCUCCGUGUAUUCCACCUCCAGCGUUGGUACCAGUACCUCUAG